CGGUUUUCAGCUCGAAACGCGACGGUUGACCACGGAUUUUGUGCUUUGUUCGUCGGAUUAAGUGUAUUUCUUUUUAUACAUAUGAUAUUCGCGAUUUUUAAUACUUAUGCACAACGCACGCAAAACAACAACAACAAAAUUGAAUAGCAUUUAGCAAAAAUAUAAAAGAAAUAUUCAACCGGUUCUCAACGCUCAACUAGAAUUAGAAUUCAACAAAGGCCAAGAGCUUCCACUCCACACCUCCCCGCAACUUACCUCAACUCACUACGAAACCGACGCGAUGGGCACUAAAAUUGAGUACGUCGAUACGACGCAUCUAUACGCAUCCAAAUAUAUCAGAAACUCAAAGGCCAUUGGUGUCCUAUGGGCCAUCUUUACAAUCUGCUAUGCCAUCAUUGGAAUUGUGGCCUUUGUGACUCCAGAAUGGAUUGGUGAUCCGGAUAGCGACAGUGCAGGUCGGUUGGGCCUCUGGCAGCAAUGUCAGCGGGAUGAGAUCUUCGACAAUUGUCGGCGUCGUUGGGAGAACAUCUUUGCAGUGCCAACAUUCUCAUUUCAGUUGUCCACUUUCUUUAUGAUCGGUGCCGUUGGCUUGGCCUUGCUGACAAUAUUCUUUUUGGUCUGCUUGAUGUUUAUGAAGUCGACGCGCGUUUUUCACAUUUGUGGCUGGAUGCAGAUUAUAUCAGCUCUUUGUAUGAUAGUGGCAUGUGCUGCGUUUCCCUUUGGCUGGAACUCGGAUGAUUUCCGUAAGAUUUGUGGACCAGAAGCGAAUCGAUUUGAGUUGGGGCUUUGCGGCAUUCGCUGGGCAUAUCCAUUGGCAAUAAUUGGCUGUAUUGACGGCGUUGUUCUUGCCACCUUGGCAUUCAUUCUGGCCACGCGACAUGUGAGGCUACAGCCUGAUCCAAUCUAUCAGAACUCCCUCUACAAGGGUGAAAUUAAUAAUGCCUAUCUGACGGAUGCUAUUAGCCUGGCUGGCUCACGCAAGUCAAAUCCUCACAUAACUGGCUUGAAUCUGCAGCCGAUUCUAUUAGUGGCGCCACCUAACGAGGAUAGCAUUUCGCAGUUUUCGCGCUAUCACUGAAAUGUUUCGAUAACAUUCAACAAAGACAACAACCAGCUUGUGUUGUCGUAAACGCUAAGCUUAAGUGUUGAAGCAUUCAGCUUUAUAACGAAUGACCUUUGCGUGCUUAGCAAGUGCACGAACCAACAUGAGCUCGUGAAAGUUUCGUUAAACUUGAAAUUGCUCUUGGCUGUUACAAUUUAAAAAUCUUUUAUGGAAUGCAUGUAUGUAUAUGUGUAUGUUUGCGUGUGUGUUGAUAUUAGACUGAAUGAUUAACGUAAACUUAUGUUUUAACUAAUUUAAAAAUUUGUGUAAAUUGAAAUGUGAAGUAUCGCUGCCUGUAAUAUAAUGUGCCCCUAAAUAUAAUAAUUGUGUACAAAAUAUUUUAUAUUCAACAUGCGAUAAAGU
Molecule: messenger RNA, 1465 nt
Organism: Drosophila innubila
Lineage: Eukaryota; Metazoa; Arthropoda; Insecta; Diptera; Drosophilidae
Gene: Tmhs
Product: LHFPL tetraspan subfamily member 3 protein
Exons: 6
Coding region: 281-1078 (265 amino acids)
Biological process (GO): sensory perception of sound
Cellular component (GO): plasma membrane
Source: RefSeq, a predicted model, not a curated record